AUGAAGGAAGCACGUGGAUAUCUAGUUCUAGCACCCUGCCCUCCUUUAGUCCAGGGUUCCCAGUAUCCUUCACCUUUAGACGGAGGGGACAUGGAACUCCCUCCAAUACCUUCACCAAGUUUAAGAACAGGUAAGGGGUUUCAGUCUAAAAAUCCUGGUAAGGAGAAGAGUAGGAGUUACAGUAAAAAGGAGCAGACAUCUCAGCAGAGCAAGGAGUCUGCUUGGUGUCUAGACUUCAGUGAGGGUCUUAUUGCAGUUGGUUGUAGUACUGGCAAAAUAGAGGUUUGGAACGCUAGUACUGGGGAACUACUGUGUUCCUAUCAAGAUGGAAGAAAGGUUCCGCUUGUUGCCUCCAAUAACCCUCUCCAUGGUGGUCUCUCCCGAAGCAGUUAUUCAACUCAGGUUUGCAAUAUGGNCUUACUAACUUACUUACUCAUCUACAAAUAUGUGGCAAUAUCUUGUAUUCAAUAUUUCAGACUAUUAAACGGACGCCUGGUGGCCAUUAGGCUAGACGGUCACAUUGACUUUCUAGAUAUAGUUUCAGUAGGGUUCUCUUCAGGUUUUAUAAAUGCUCGGACUAGAACCUUCUCCAGUAACAGUUUAGAUAUGGAGAGUAUCUCUAGUAUUGGUGACAGUGUAACUAUAUCCUGGAGACAUACUGUGAAGGCUCAUCUGCAAUCUAUUACCUGUGUAGCUGUCCAAGGCUCUAGGCUUAUAACGGGUUCUGAGGACCACACCCUCCGAGUAUUCCGUGUCGAGGACGGAGUUGGUGUUUAUACACUUCAUGGACAUUGUGGACCAAUCACAGCUGUAUUUAUUGAUCGAUUCAACCAUUCAGCUGCUGGGUCAGCCUCCCAGGACGGUAUACUGUGUAUGUGGGAUCUCCUAACAGGAGCUUGUGUUUACAGCAUACAGGCGCAUGAUGGAGCCGUGUUAAGUCUAGAAUAUUCUCCCAGCUACGUUGUCUCCUAUGGACAGGACGGCAAGCUCUGUGUUUGGGAACGUUUCCAUGGUCAUCUUAUUAAUACAAUAAACAUGACAUUGCUUGGUGAGCAUAGUUCCGAUGACCUGGUGAUGUUGACCCAUAAUCUAAUCGUUACAGGUCGCACAGGUUCACUCCUCGUGUGGGACGUAAGGUACGGACAAUGCACGGAUAUUGUAUAGUGGGACCCAGAAAACUGUAGGAUAGGAAGAAGAUGGUUCGACUGAAGUUAUGAUUUAUAAGUAGUCCAAUGAAUAGUGAACAAACAGCAAU
Messenger RNA from Eurytemora carolleeae, 1255 nucleotides. RefSeq names its product sterol regulatory element-binding protein cleavage-activating protein. Lineage: Eukaryota; Metazoa; Arthropoda; Copepoda; Calanoida; Temoridae. The coding region runs from base 1 to 1164 and encodes 387 amino acids. Gene Ontology annotation, biological process: SREBP signaling pathway. The record is from RefSeq and is a predicted model, not a curated record. Gene Ontology annotation, cellular component: Golgi membrane; endoplasmic reticulum membrane. The transcript is spliced from 11 exons. Gene Ontology annotation, molecular function: protein binding; sterol binding.